Messenger RNA from Drosophila mauritiana, 2756 nucleotides. It is a transcript of the gene Dyrk3, whose product is annotated as putative dual specificity tyrosine-phosphorylation-regulated kinase 3 homolog. Bases 246 to 2588 code for a protein of 780 amino acids. Gene Ontology annotation, biological process: peptidyl-threonine phosphorylation; peptidyl-serine phosphorylation. Gene Ontology annotation, molecular function: protein serine/threonine/tyrosine kinase activity; ATP binding; protein serine/threonine kinase activity. Gene Ontology annotation, cellular component: nucleus. The record is from RefSeq and is a predicted model, not a curated record. Lineage: Eukaryota; Metazoa; Arthropoda; Insecta; Diptera; Drosophilidae. The transcript has 6 exons.
CAAAUUUCAAGUUUUACUAAUUUGUAAAGUAUAAAAAAUACUAAUCAUUGAAAUGCAUCAAAAAAUGUGCGCACUUAGUUAAUGUUUGAUCAAACUGUUUUGGUACAGUCGUCGGCGACUUGCAAUAUUUGUACAUAUAUGUAUGUAUGUACAUGGACUUUAACUCAAUACAGUGUUGCCAAUAUUCCUGAAGUUUUACCGUUAAGGUAUAAUUAUAUUGAAUUUAUUAAGAGAUACAAAUUCCGAUGAUUAACCAAAAUUCCACACAUACUGGUAUCGCUCAAAAUAAUCCUGAAAAACCAAACCAUCAUCCAUAUCGGGACAGUGGAUUACAAUAUUUCACCCGAUGCUUUGAACCAUUGGCAAUGAUUAAUGAUAGUAAAGAAGACUUGCCCACGCAGCAUUCAAAUAAUAUUGCCAAUUACACUGGAGAUAUUCAAAUUUUACCCAUUUUCGAUUGCUGCGAAAUUUCGGAGUCUAUUCAAGCUAUAUCGUUACCCAUUGUAACAUCUCCAUCAAAGACAACAGAUGUUCCGGGGUUGUAUUUGCAUACGAUUUCGGAAAAUUCUAAAUCAAAGUCGGAACCCGAAUGUGAAUCGCUAAUUUUAGUCAAAGAAUCUUCUGCAAUGGAAAACCAAACGAUUUUAUGUCACGAGCAAAUUAUUAUGUCUGGCCAACAAAAAUGUGAAUUACAGGAGAAACCGAAGGUUCUGGUCGUUUCCCCACAACAAGUAAUGAUUUUAUAUAUGAAUAAACUAACUCCAUACGAGCGAACAGAAAUACUAACUUAUCCGCAAAUAUAUUUUAUUGGCGCCAACGCUAAAAAGCGCCCAGGAGUCUAUGGCCCAAAUAAUUCUGAAUACGACAAUGAACAAGGUGCUUACAUCCAUGUACCGCAUGAUCACGUAGCAUAUCGGUAUGAAAUGUUAAAGAUAAUCGGAAAGGGUAGCUUUGGACAGGUCAUUAAAGCGUAUGAUCAUAAAACUCACGAACAUGUUGCCUUAAAAAUAGUGCGCAAUGAAAAGCGGUUUCACCGCCAGGCCCAAGAGGAAAUUCGCAUUCUUCAUCAUUUACGGCGUCACGAUAAAUAUAAUACUAUGAACAUCAUACACAUGUUUGAUUACUUUACUUUCCGCAAUCAUACAUGCAUUACAUUUGAGCUGCUCAGCAUAAAUCUUUACGAAUUAAUUAAGAAAAAUGGAUUUAAAGGCUUCAGUUUGCAGCUGGUGCGAAAGUUUGCACAUUCUUUGCUACAAUGUUUGGAUGCACUUUAUAAAAAUGAUAUUAUUCAUUGCGAUAUGAAACCAGAAAAUGUUCUACUGAAGCAACAAGGACGUUCUGGUAUAAAGGUAAUUGACUUUGGGUCGUCUUGCUUCGAGAACCAGCGUAUAUACACAUACAUCCAGUCACGUUUUUAUCGCGCUCCAGAGGUAAUUUUGGGGGGGAAAUAUGGCAGAGCUAUCGACAUGUGGUCGUUGGGUUGUAUUUUAGCAGAGCUGCUUUCAGGCCAUGCAUUGUUUCCUGGUGAAAACGAAAGCGAUCAGUUGGCUUGCAUUAUUGAAGUUUUAGGAAUGCCCAAUAAAAAUAUACUAGCCAGCUCGAAGAGGUCAAAAUCGUUUUUCAGUCCAAAGGGGUAUCCUCGAUAUUGUACUGUUCGAACCAUGUCUGAUGGAAUGGUGGUCCUAAUCGGCGGACAGUCACGUCGUGGAAAACAAAGGGGCCCGCCAUGCUCAAAAAGCUUAUCUAAGGCGCUGGAUGGAUGCAAAGAUCCCCUCUUUCUUAAUUUUAUACGUGGUUGCCUUGAAUGGGAUGCAGACAAGCGAUUAACACCUUCAGAGGCUCUAAAACAUCCAUGGCUUCGCCGUCGCUUACCGAGACCGCCAAGUAGCUCAAGUGGCUGUGGUGGGGUGAGUGGAUUAUGUCCUAGUAGAAACGAAUCCCCAGUUACAGGGCAAAAUAGGAACUUCGCAGCAGAAAUAACUACAUCAUCAACGUCUGCUACAUCUAUAUCUUUAACGAUUAAAAAGGAAAACUGCCAUUCCAGUCUUCGUCUCCACCAUGGUGCUGUUGCAGAAACGGAUUUCAAACUUAAAAAAUCCGUUCCAGAGGGAUCAUCAACCGCAACAAAAGAACCUAUGAUAAACAGUGAUAUUCUUCUAGAAAGUUUUAGACAAGCAACUGUUGUAUCACCACGUAUACCAUCAAAACAUUCUGCUGAUUCCGGCGGAAUGAGUUGUCUUAGCGCUGUGGAUGUGGGGCCAUCGAGAUAUUAUCCGUAUAUGAAUAACAAUGAAAAUAACAGGUUAUUCUCAAGCUCGUUAAACAGCUCGGCCAACUCAUUGUCACAUUUGGAGCAAGCCACAAAAUUAGAUGCUUUCGGAGAAUACUCGGCGUCAACAACACCAAAUUUACUAUCGAAAAAUACUGGCUGCUCGUUUAACUCAGGUUCUAUGAACAUCGAUGUUGCACAAGAGUCUUUGGUUAAUAUAGCUAGUAAUUACGCAUUGGAUAAGUCUAUUGACAUUAUUGGAAAAUCAAAUGUGUCGCUUCAUACGAAUAAAUUAAAAGUACAAUCGAAGGAUAUGUAGCUAAUUUAUGACAAUAUGCAAUAAGUCAUUUAAGAGAUAAGAAGCAGAUCUUUAUUUUGUUAUCAAAUUAUUUGACAAUGCACUGCCAUACAAGUGAUAAACUAAAUAAGUCUUGGCCCUUAUUUGCAUUACUAUAGACGAAAAUGGACAGAAAAGAUCUCACAAAGA